GCCGGGCUCGGCCGGGGGCUGCCGAUCGCUCUCGGAGAGGAGGAGCCCGAGGAGCUCCCACGCCCGGCUCUGCUCCCCGCGCUCUGCCGGCGCUGCCGAGAGCCGGGGCGGGACCUCGGCCUGGGCCUCGCUGGGGCCCGGCAGCUUUGUCGUUCCCGUGAGCUGUUGGUGAAGGAUAUCUGGAGAUGCGUUCGUUUAGUUCCGGUGUUGUUCAGGACGUUUAGAGGGGGUUUGUGUCCGGAGCAAGCUGCACUCCUCAUCGCACAAGUCACCGGGUAUGUGCAUUCGGAGCCUGGUGGAGUAUCGCAAUGGCAGCUCAGAUGACUGAUGCUCAUCGGCGGUUCCUGCAGGUCCUGAUGUCUCAUGGGAUAAUGGAAGGAUCCGAGGCAAGGAAGUUACACAAACACUGCUGUGAAGUCCAUAACGUCUACUAUGCGCAUGAUAAACUGGCUGAUUUCAUCAGUACCAUCAACAGGCAUCUACAGCCUUUGUUCAUGCAGAUCCGGAAGGGACUGUCAGAAGAUGAUGGGAGCGCCCAUUAUGCUUUAGUGAACUUGGCAGAAACUGAAAUAACUAAAAUGGCAUCUGACUAUACCGAAAAUGAAUUAGAAUUGUUCAGAAAAACAAUGGACCUAAUCAUUUUAUCAGAAAAUGGCUUUGCCCCUUCUACAGAUAUUUUAAAUUUGGCUGACCAACUAAAGACAAAGAAAAUGAAGAAAAAGGAAGCGGAACAAGUGCUGAAAGUUUUUGUGGAGGAUAAGUGGCUCUCUGAGAGAAAUGGAGAAUUUACUCUGCAUACUCGCUGCAUAAUCGAGAUGGAACAAUACAUUCUCAGCAACUACCAAGAUGUGGCAAGGAAGUGUAACAUCUGUCACAGCCUUGCCAUCCAGAGCCAAGUAUGUGAAUCCUGUGGAAUUGGAAUGCAUUUACCUUGCAUCAGAAAGUACUUUAGAGCUCAGACUGAACCUCGCUGUCCACAGUGUAAUGAUUUCUGGACUUGUGACAUCCCAGGAGUGAGUCAGACAGACACCCAGUCACCACCGAAACCAGUGCGAACAGAGAAGAGCUUCAUGCUCAGCACAAGACGAUCCUAGGAAAACUGGAUUUUAGUAAAAUCUCUUUCCCCCACCCCUGCAGAGCAGCCAGGCUUGUAUUGUAUUCAUUAGCAACAAUGCAGAGGUCAGUGUGCUUGGCUUUUCCUCAAGCUUUUAAGAAUUUUACAAGCUUUUAAGAAUUUUACAGACAAAUUUACAAUAAUAAAAUUAUCAUUGACCUUC
Molecule: messenger RNA, 1277 nt
Organism: Melopsittacus undulatus (budgerigar)
Lineage: Eukaryota; Metazoa; Chordata; Aves; Psittaciformes; Psittaculidae
Gene: NSMCE1
Product: NSE1 homolog, SMC5-SMC6 complex component
Exons: 8
Coding region: 309-1094 (261 amino acids)
Biological process (GO): double-strand break repair via homologous recombination
Cellular component (GO): Smc5-Smc6 complex; nucleus
Molecular function (GO): ubiquitin-protein transferase activity
Source: RefSeq, a predicted model, not a curated record